Bolinopsis microptera is the source of this 3063-nucleotide messenger RNA. RefSeq lists its product as uncharacterized. The transcript has 4 exons. The record is from RefSeq and is a predicted model, not a curated record. Gene Ontology annotation, cellular component: membrane. The coding region runs from base 1430 to 2761 and encodes 443 amino acids. Lineage: Eukaryota; Metazoa; Ctenophora; Tentaculata; Lobata; Bolinopsidae.
AUAUACUGCCUCAACUCUCCGUGUUUUGUCAACUUUCUGUGUGAGCUUCUGGGUGUUUGUUAACCUUUUAUUUUGUUAAACUGGUGGAGUGCACUUUAGAAUGUAGAAUGUAUAGAUCUUAUCCAGAGCCGCUCGAGAGUUUACAGCUUAUUGGACGGUGCUUAGACUGUCACUCCGCCAUAUCUUCAUUCGUUUUUAUGAACACUUAAGCCUGGAAUUCGCGGGUAAUGUAAUGCAAUUUGGAUUCAACUUUCAAGGAGGAUCUUUUCGAGGAUUGUAUUAACCACUAACACACAUAGGACAACUUGCAGAUUAAUACUAGGACUUGACCGUCCCUUGAAGUCCCUGUCUCCUCGUCGUUAACCCAAGGGGUUGCACCAGGGGCGGUGGUAACAGAACUUCAAGACUCUCGGAGUUGUAUCUAUAGAUAUCGACAACAGACUCCGAGAGUAUAUAAUUAUAUGUUUAAUAUAUUUAUGGUAUAUAACUUGGGAGUCUCUCUCUCCAGCAGCAGGAGUUGGAGAAAUCGGGACGCGUUGUGAAAGCCACCGUAAGGAAGGCUUACUGUCGACGCCGACCAAUCAAAAGAAGAAGCAAUUUGGAUUUUAGGCCCCAGAGCCUUGAUUCCAAAUUGCUGGUUUAACUUUAUUGGAGUGUAAAGACUGUUCCGUUAUCUGAUCCUUCUACCUUCUGAACUUAAAUAGUAAAACUAAAAAAUACGGUUUAUUUUGGCCCCGCAUCCAGAGAAGUAGUAAAUCAACAAAUAAUCUGCGAAGAAAUUUAAAUUUUUAGAAGACCUGAUCUGCAAGGAAAUUUUAAACUUUCUGGACGUGGGAUCUUGGCGGUCAACUAUUAGGCCUCAUUCAGCCGACUCUAGGUUUUACAAAUUCCUUGGUGUUUUGUGAAAAUGAGGGCCGACGAGACAGGAUGAAGGUAUUUAAGAAAAACAAAGUGUGUGCUAAUAUGAUUGUGUCACUGCCAGUCGGCAUGGCUGGACACGGUCCUUUUCGUCAUGAUUUCAAUUAUUAGCUCACUUUUGAGCGGCUGGAAUUGGUUUUUAACAAAACUUGUGGCUAAUAAGCAGUAGUUAUCCUUAGUAGGACGGUUAGCAGCAGUUAGUCCUAUUUUCAAGGUGUGACGCGUUUACAAACAUUCCAAGGUGCUUUAAACUUAUUAACCCACUUCUCGACGUCGAAUUGGAGGAAUAACGACAAAUUUGAAAGUUUUCCUCGCAAUAAUUGCUAUUUUUAGUUGUCCCUUACUCGACGUAUACUUAUAGGAGCUGAAAUAUUGGGGUAAUAGAGGCAGGCGCUCUAAGUGGAUAUUUACCCAGAACACAAUGAAGUAAUGAAGUUAUCCCUCACUUGCAAUAAUACUAUCAACCCUGGAAGAAUGCAGUAUUACGUCAGAGACAGAAGGACAGCAAGAUAUGUUGUUGAAGGAUGCUCCAGACAGUGAUCAGAACCCUGCUGUCAGACUAGUCCGAGGAUCUCCAAUACUUACUAGGAUCAGGGACUGCCAGGGAAUCUUCGACAAGAAACAUCCUAAGAAGAGACAACGGAAAAUGGUGGAAAGUCCACUUUUCAUCCCGAAGAAGAAGAAAUCAGUUCCGGAUCUGCACCAACCGGAAGAGGGCGAGAAACAAAUAACUUACAGUGGGCAAAAUGAGCCGUAUGAAAAUGUCAUAAUAUCGCCCUACAACGCUAAGUUUUACACUCCCAGACCUCUGCAUUUAGGAUCAGUCAACGGUAUGUCUCAUCAGUAUAAAUCGCUUUCUCAACAACAAGUUCCUAAUCACCAACAAGCGGUGAAACAUCAGCGUUACUCUAACUCAAAUCAGCAAAUACAGUUAAUAAAUCAGCAAGAUAUGAAUCAGCAUGGAUUGGAUCAACAAGUGGCAAAUCAGUAUGUACUGAAUCAUCAGCCAAUGAAUCACCAAAUUAUAAACCAGCAGCCAAUGAAUCACCAAGUAAUAAACCAGCAGCCAAAUAGUCAGCAAAUUGUGAACCAGCAAAUCCCGAACCACCAAGGAGUGAAUCAAGUGAUAUACCCUCCGAUAACACGUUCAAACUCGGGAGGAAAGAGACAACAGGAGCCCUACGAGAACAUGGAGCACAUGCAGUACGCUGGCCAUUACCCGAGGAGACAGCUAGUGAGGUACGUGCCCCAGCGUACAGCCCCUCAACCUCCCUUACCUCCCUCCAGGGGGCGGAGUCCCGGACAAGCGGACACUUCCGGGUACAGUUCCUACGAGCAGAACACUCUGUCUCUAAACAGAGGGCCCGGCUCACCCCCUCCUUCUCUUCUACCCACCAUGUGUGAGGAGAUAGACCUCCAGGUCCAGGGCUUCAUACAACCUCCUGUAAUACCUGGCUACAAUCACCCCACUCUCCCCGACCAUCCUACUCUCACCAGCUAUCACCACCCCACUCUACUCAGUCACCAGCCAAACACUUUGCUCAGUCACCAGCCAAACACUCUGGACAGGUCUCACCACAAGUUCAUGAUGGACCAGUCCGUUUUAAGACAAUACUUCUGUAUUGCCCUCUCAACUUGCAUAAUGUGCCCUCCUUGUGGUUAUUGGUCCCUCUAUCAGGCCUUCAAAGUCGAUGAUAUGAUCGAUAGAGACAACUUUUUAGGGGCGGAACGUCUGGCGAGCAAAAUCAAGCGAUAUUCCAUCAUUAUCAUGGUGGUAGGAGUAUUUUGGGUGUCUCUGACAGUGGCGGUGUUCUUCCUUUUGUUAAACAAGUUUAAAGAUUGAUCGGCUUUUGCUUUAUAUUAGUUACAAUUCGUUAUCACCACCCAUUUUUGUUUGAUUAAUGAAGCAAUUAUGUAACUUUCGAUGCUUUCAGUUUCACUUUAGGUUCUCAACCCCAUUAGCAAUAGUAUUUGAUUUAUAUGUUUAAAUUUCGAGUGGUAGAUCGAAUUGCCCCCAUCAAACCAAAAGCUGAACGCACAGCCCUUAACAUUUAACAAUUAACAUAAAUAUUUUCUAUGCACUGUUUUGUAUUGUGUUGAUUUAUAAUUAUAGUGACUUAUUUAUAAAUUGUUAUGUUACUAAUU